Molecule: messenger RNA, 3745 nt
Organism: Corticium candelabrum
Lineage: Eukaryota; Metazoa; Porifera; Homoscleromorpha; Homosclerophorida; Plakinidae
Product: mucin-2-like
Exons: 3
Coding region: 547-3552 (1001 amino acids)
Source: RefSeq, a predicted model, not a curated record
CAUUUCAAACAUAAACAUACUGCUUUGAAGACGGACAGAUACAUAGCUCUAGAUAAUGAGAGACGGACAAACGCAAAGAAGGCAAAUGCGAUUAGUGGUCAGUAGACAUGUUACUUGAGUAGAACUCUCGACUACAGCUAAGUACAAUUUAAUCCUAGUGUACUGGCCACGUGGGUGUGUUUACAACACACCAGGAAGAACACCGGUACUCGUGACUUGCGGUUACUUGCAGUGGCUUCGCACACAAUGACCCAUGCCAUACGACCGUGACUGCCUUGUACCAGUUCGCUGAGGCUUGAUUUACUAAAUUAAAACUGACGCGUCGACUCGCGGAUGCCCUAGAAGAGCUCCGCGAGUUAUUGACAUCACCUUGGACUUCUUUCUGUACAUAAGCGCCAACUCACCCCAGGAAGUGACGGGAAUUUAAUUGCGACGCCUCCUCUGGUGCGCCUGCCAGUGUUUCCACGUACGUCGAACGGUAGAGAAGACAACAGGCGGCGUGCGAAGAGAAAUUUCCAACACUCGCUUGACUGGUCGGGCUGGGAUAUGAGAAAGAGGCUUCAAGAUGCCGUCGCGUACUUGGCCGUUUGCCUCGCUCUGACUCGCAUAGCAACGGUGUCUUGUGAAGGAUACACAAGUAUGCGUGUUGCGUUGACUAGUGACUCUAUUCGCAGCUCGACCGUGCGGACAACUUCGGACGAGAGUUUGAGCGACUCGACCGUCUCUGUAUCCGGUCGGACACAGACGAGCGAUACAACUCAAUUAGCAGGUCGCGAACCCACUACGACGAGGCUUCCUGCUGGUGUCUUAGCACCAACUACCAAGGUGCUAAAACGGUCGCAUCUAGCUACUGUCUCUGAUGUGGAGACUGCACUAACAAUCGGAUUAGACGCGAACGUGCAGCGGACGGUUGCUGCGAUGUCUUCGGUUGUAUCACCGACCGGCUUCAGUGCAGUCAUUUCGCCGAGUGUAACCCGGAUUCCUUCUUCCGUCGCUUUGCUGCCACGUGCGUCUUCAUUUCGGACUCUAAUGUCGUCUGGUGCGUUCUAUUCGAAGACGAAUGGUGAUUUAGCGAGAAGUGAGGUACCGGGCGAGGCUGCAUCAUCGAAUGCACAAAGAGAGGAGACGAUGAUGUCAACGGCUUCUGUUAUUGUGCAGAGCGCUGUUGUGUCGGGUGCACUAAGUUCCGCGACUCUUUCCAUCUCUGGGUAUACUCUGCGUUCUACGUCUGGCGAGUCUGCUGCAAUGCUGUCGGAGACAAAGCGGGCUUUGUUGUCUGGAGUCGAGGGAGAGAAAACAAUGAGUAAGACGUGGUCGAUGGGUAUGGUACCACAUGCUGUACAAAGUGUACUUAGCGUUGGAUCUGGAGAGGCAAGCCUAUUUGAGGCUCGUAUGUCAACAACAUCUUUACUUCCUUCGAGUUCCUUUGCUUUUUAUAGCGAUUCCUCACUAACAAUGUUUGCACAUGAGACGUCAGAGUCUAUUGACACUCUGAGCAGCAGUAUUUCUUGGAGUGGCGUAAUCACUUCAUUGUUACCCAAUAUUUCUGUGUCAAUCAAAGCACUUACAUCUGCAUCCUUAUCAGCACAAAUAGAAACUCCGUUAGCUGUUGUUUCAUCAGGAGCGAUUACCUCCAGGGACACUCUAUGGCUUUCACACUUAACUCACACUUUUGGAGUUUCAACUCAAGUCGCCUCCGUGUUUCCCUCGUUUCAAUAUUCAUGUCUGAAAGGCGGUCUCUGUAGGGAACCCGUUGAUUCAACUUUGCAAACGUUGGACAAUAAGUUGACUUCCGGUCAUAAAAUGAAAAGUCGUGUAGUGUCUAUUAGCUCAGAGUAUGAAGUGAUCAUUCCAACAGUCGAUCUAUCAACGGGUAUUGUAAACGCAGGCGCGUUCUACUCGUCUGUCUUGUUACCAUCACUAACUGCAGUGGCGAGAUCCACCAACACACAAACAUGGACAGCAGGAACUGUGGACACAACACACAAUAACACGCAGGUGUCGGUACUAUCUCUAUCUCCAAGCAUUCUACCUGCAAUAGAAAGAGAUAUCUUCUCGAUGAGCUCACACUCAUCAACUGUGACUACAGAGGGAACCGAAUCAAGGCGGUACCAAUCUUCAAGAGAAGUCUCCAGCUUAGUGACAUCUGUUUCCGAAAAAACAGAAGCUAUGGUAUCACAGACUGCAAUGCUGCCAUCCAAAUGGGAGGUAUCAACAGUUUCCGUUCUGCUUUCUCUUAACAGCUUGACGUCGUUUGCCAGUCCGCAGACCUCUAGAACGUUGUAUUCGAGUCAGAAAUCAACAGGAAGCUCGAUGGCAACACAUUAUCCAAGCACCACGUCUGGAGUGACCGUUCAGUCGUCUCUCAACGUCUUGCAGACCUCUAGAAUGUCGUAUUCGAGUCAGAAAUUAACAGGAAGCUCAAUGGUAGCACAGUCUCCAAGUACCACGCCUGGAGUGACCGUUUUGCCAUAUCUCAACAGCUUGUCAUCCUUUGCCAGUCCACAGAACUCUAGCACGUUGUAUUCGAGUCAGAAAUCUACAGAAAACUCGAUGGCAACACAGUCUUCAAGCACCACGUCUGGAGUGACCGUUCAGCCAUCUUUCAACAGCCUGUCGUCGUUUGCCAGUCUGCAGACCUCUAGGACAUUGUAUUCAAGUCAGAAAUCAGAAAACUCGAAGGUCACACAGUCUACAAGCAGCACGUCUGGAGCGACCUUUCUGCCAUCUUUCAACAGCUUGCCAUCCUUUGCCAGUCCGCAUACCUCUAGGAUGUUGUAUUCGAGUCAGAAAUCAACAGAACACUCGAUGGCAACACAGUCUCCGAGCACCAUGUCUGGAGUGACCGUACAGUCUAGCUACAUGCCUACCACUUCAAAUGCCUAUUUUGCCACAUCCACUAGCAAACUGCACUUACCGUCCAAACUGGUUGCGGGCAUCACUACAUUGUCGACGUCUCAAACGCCAAGAGCAUCUUCCCCCCAAGUCGAACAAACAUCAACAGAGUUAAGUUUGCUGACGAGUUCUAGUUUAUCAGCUGGUGCUCGGCCCAGUUUCAGCGUUUCCUCAAACCUUAAAUCAAAAACACGGUUGUUAACUGAACUUCCAACCUCAUCCGUUCCUUCCCUGCUACCGUCUCCGUCCUCUCCCACAAGAGUCACUCCACCAACACACAACACCUCAUCUCCCUCAUCUGGAAUUCCCGUCUUUGCAAUUGCAGCGGGCGCUGCUGGUGGGCUGGCGCUCCUGCUCGUUGUUCUCAUCCUACUCGUCGUUCUUCUACGACGGAAUACGCACAGAUUUCGAAGAGCAUCAAGCAGCAGUUCUAAACUCGAACAGACCGUUCUAGGAUGGAGAGAACCGGAGCCCGUCAACUCUCGUCUGGUCAACGGAUCAACUUCAGAAUCCCGACGAAAAGCAACGAAGCUGGAUAAUUUGGAAAUGAACGGGGUGAGUAUAUUGAACGGGAUGGAUAGCAAAGAGAUCAAAACGGAUGGCACAUUCGAAGAUAUACCGCUUAAUAACAUCACAAUAAAAAAUAAUAAUCGCUAGGUCUACCACUGAUGGAAGGAUCGAGCAAUCGACUGUGGAAUUUGUAGUAUAGCAGACGCAACGCUAGAGGAUUUAUUUGAUGAGUUUUGUAUGAGGACAGAGACGAAUCUUUAGAAUUUAUUAGUCGCUUCAAACUGAAAUUUCUAUACGCAUGUACUCCGUGACAGAGUGAUAUAUUAUACGUUGGAUUGUA